Aspergillus sclerotioniger CBS 115572 is the source of this 2772-nucleotide messenger RNA. RefSeq names its product ribonuclease P/MRP protein subunit POP1. The transcript has 2 exons. Gene Ontology annotation, cellular component: nucleolar ribonuclease P complex; ribonuclease MRP complex. The record is from RefSeq and is a predicted model, not a curated record. Gene Ontology annotation, biological process: tRNA 5'-leader removal. NCBI's taxonomy places the organism in Eukaryota, Fungi, Ascomycota, Eurotiomycetes, Eurotiales, Aspergillaceae. Bases 77 to 2698 code for a protein of 873 amino acids.
GCAACUAGCUAUAUUCCACCUCCAGCGUCCCUUUCUUUUUUUCCACUUUCGGAAUCUCGAUUCCUCCACGGCCAUCAUGGCCUUCAAUCCAGCCUCGAAGCGCAAGCCUGCCUUCGCGGGCAAUCAGAACGGCUCCGCCGCAGCCCGCAAGCGCGCCAAAACGUUUGAUGCCCGCUCUCUCGCCGUGCAAGCGGCCGAUGCUGCACUUUCUGCGUCCGGAGAACUCGAUGUAGCCGCCUAUGUAGAGGCCCGGGAAUUCGAGAUCCGGUCCCUGGAGUCAGGGAUGCAGCGAUCGAAGUCCGCUCUGACUAGUCGUGCGUUUCAAAAAGUGCCGCGGUCGCUGCGAAGACGGACAGCCAGUCAUAAUGUUAAGAGGGUUCCGAAGAGGUUACGGGCGAGAGCGAAGAGAGAGAUGCUCGAAGACAACACGCCCACGGUAUCAUCACGAACGAGAAAACCGACCGAGCAGAUGCGCAUUCGACUUGAAACAGCCCGCCGAUUACAAAACUUGAACAAGAAGAGUAAAGCCAAGCGAGAGGCUUUGAAAGCGAAGCGGGAUAAAAAUACCCGGAAGACGUUGGAAGAGUCCGGGAGUCAUGCAUUUGAGAUUGCGCCUCGCGUGCCGAAGAUCAAGAAGAAUACAUUGUCGAGACCGAUACCGCCGGAUGCGAAAUUCAAGAAACGCCAGCGGUGCAAGACUUGGUUGCCUACGCAUAUGUUUCAUGCGAAGAGGGCUCAUAUGACGACUUCGAAGGAUCCGUUGUGGCGGUUUGCGUUGCCCGUGUCGCCAACGGAGAAGAGUUAUAGGCCUACGCAUCGGGCGAGAGGGAUUAGGGGCGCGGUGGCUUGGGAUAUGAGUUAUAUGGCUACCGUUCAGUUGGAGGGGACAGAGGAGGCGCUGGAGGGAGUGCUGAGGGCUGUUGGAGUUGAUGGGGAGGAUGCUUGGGGGGUUAAGGGGAGGAAGUGGAGGGCUGGGACGAGGUGCUUGCGGGCUUGGAUGUAUGAGUUGGAGGGUGAUCAGCUGCCGAUUGCGCCGGUUACUCUGAUUCGGUGUGCUGAGGCCAAGGUGGAGGAUGUGGACAUGGUUGAUGCGGAUGAUGCAGGGAAGGAGAAGAGGAAGAAGGAUAGGAAGAAGAUAUUUGUGCGAGUGCACCCGUCUGCCUUUUUGCAGUUGUGGAAUGCACUCCUGGGCGCUUCGAAAAAACAGAAUCCCCCUGUCAUGGUGGAUGAUUUGCGAUUCGAGAUUGGCAGCAUUGAAAUCACCGGUCCAGGAGCAAUGGAGGCGUUGCUCGCGUCCUUCAAGCCAGUUGCUGUGGAUGGGAAGGAUAUUCCAGCGAACAGCCCGGAGGCUACAUGGAGUUCUCUCCUGGGGGUAUCGAAUCCUUCGUCUCUGCCCCAGAAUGCCGUUCUUGGUUUUUCUGUAUCUGAUCCUCGCCUUGAGUUUCCGCCCAAGACUCUGAAGCCGCCAUCAUCCGACACACAGAUGCAGGAUCUGGCUAUAUUGCUCUCAUCGUGGUCUCCGGACAACACACAGGAAGCUCCUGCUCUCUUCGACCGUCGCACCCGGUUGGCUGCUGCGCGCCAGCUGCCUAGCCAGAAGGCUAUCAACCGGCGUCGCACUGAAGCUGGCAUGGGAAUACGUCCGCCAGCUAAGGAUACCGAUCCGAAGAUACCUGUGAUUGCUCUCGCGUGUCGACCCAGUGUCUACACCAAGAACAGCAACGCCCCCGGGAGCUGGACAGUCCUCCUUCCGUGGAAGUGCGUGCUUCCUUUCUGGUACUCACUGAUGUACUAUCCGCUUUCGAGUGGCGGGAAUCCGAGAUUUGGAGGACUGAAAGAGCAGCAGCAACUCGCAUUCGAGUCAGGGGAGCCUUGGUUCCCUGGUGAUUUCCCUGGUAUCCGCGCUGGCUGGGAAUGGGGCCUUCGCGAGAGGCAGGAAGCCAAGCAAGAGUGGGAGCGCCGCCCGAAGGGCCGCAGGGUUGAGUACGAGAGCAUUGACCUGAGAAAUGGUCAGAAAGGUGAGGUAGGACGGGGAUGGGCGUGCGACUGGGAGAGGCUCGUUCAAGGCCCGACAGAGAGCAGUACCAAGGACAAUGAAGAACCCUCGGAGGCUGAGACCAAACCUGAGGACAGUGCCAUUCACCCACCGAUCGACAUCCACCAAGUGUCGACAUCUUUGGCAGCUAGCGCACUAAAAUGCCCCUCAUUCACUGCCGAUGCCUCAGCUCUGAUGACCGUCAAAUUGUCACUCCUCAACCGCGGAACACCAACCCCCCGAGCCCGCAUCUACCGUCUCCCAACAACCGAUCCCGAACUUCGCCAGAAAUGGCUCUCCCUCGCAUCCAACAAGCCCGACGAUACCGAGAAGCAACUCCAGAAGCAACAAGCCCGUGGCUCCGCUCUUAGUAAUGAGGAGGCCCGGCAACGUCUCGCCGCGUCCCUCAUCGCCCCGUCCGCCGAUGCAGAUGCCCGGCAAGAUCACUUGCCGAUCCCAACUGAAGCAGAUCUAAUCGGGUUCAUCACGACAGGCAAUUACAACCUCGCAGAAGGAAAGGGCACGGGAAUUGGAUCCAUCCAGUUGUCAAAGGUGACGAAGAACACGGGCUCGAGUAAGGGCAUAACCAAUGGGAGGAAUAUGUGUAUCAUCCGGAGUGCGGGUGAAACUGUGGGACGAUUGGGAUUUUGGGAGCUUGUAUAACGGUGUACGAAUAAUGUGGCUUGUUUUAGACAUGAUACCCUGUGUGUCUCGAUGGAUUGGAUUUAUGAUAGAGG